AUGUCGGGUGUACAAGAGAUCCGCUUCAAGCGCCCAUUGACGGAAGAGAAGGAGAAGGAAAAGGCAGCCCCGAAGCUUCGGCACACUGGUAUCCUGCAAGACCAGCUACGAAGGACAGCGAAGCCACCAUUUGUACCCAGCUUCUCUCUCGCUGUACGCAUUCUGCUGCUGGCGCGCGUCACUGCGGCCAUGUAUUCGAACAUCUCAGACUGCGACGAAGUCUUCAACUUUUGGGAGCCACUACACUACCUUGACCGUGGAUACGGUUUACAGACUUGGGAGACGUCCCCCGUGUACGCAAUCCGAAGCUGGGCGUACAUCAUCCUGCAUUAUGUUCCCGCCAAGAUAUUGUCAUGGACCAUCCGUGAAGAUAGCAAGCGGGCGGCAUUCUUCACAGUUCGGAUACUUCUAGCCAUAGUUUCCACGCUGUGCGAGGCCAAGUUAUUCGACACCAUCAGAGAAAAGAUUAACAACCGCGUUGCCCGAUACUUUCUAGUGUAUCUCUUCACAAGUGCCGGAAUGUGGAACGCGUCGACCGCUUUCUUGCCUUCGACAUUUGCUAUGUAUGCGACCACUCUGGCUUAUGCCUACGCGUUCAUCCCCGCUGCGCAGAAACUCGAGAGACGCACACUUAUUGCAACGACGUCUUUCGUGGCUGGGGCUGUGAUUGGUUGGCCGUUUGCGCUAGUAUGCGCACUCCCGUUUGUGUUCGAGGAGAUGUUCGUCUUUGCAGGCGACCGUGUGCAAGCCGCUCAGCGUCCGAAAUGGAUGCUCAAUCGCUGGACUAGGCUCGCUUGGAAUGGUUUCCUCGCCAUGCAGCUGGUGAUUCCCGUGUUUGCUGUGGACACCUACUUUUAUGGCGAGCAAGUAUUCGUGCCCUGGAACAUUGUUAAGUACAACGUAUUCCCUGAUGCUGAGCGAGGUCCCGGCCUCUACGGCACGGAGCCCUGGUACUUCUACAUCCUCAACCUUCUCCUGAACUUCAAUAUCGUGCUGCCUCUGGCGUUAAUGGCACUACCCGCUCUCGCACUCACAUAUCGCGUCGAUCGCAAACGUCUAGGCUACUUCUUGGGUUCUCCGGAAGAGAGCUCGCCAUAUACUAUGCUUGGUCUUCGUCUAACGCCGGUUUACAUUUGGUUCGCCAUCAUGACUGCGCAGGCCCACAAGGAGGAGCGCUUCAUGUUCCCAAUCUAUCCUCUGCUGUGCUUCAACGCUGCUGUCUCCACAUACCUCAUUCGUGGCUGGCUGGAGGUGAUCUUCGUCAAGAUCACUAAAUCACCCUACCGCGCUUCUCAAACUUCGAUAUUCAGCAGGGCCACGCUGUGCAUCACGCUGGUCCCUGCGUUGUUCUCUCUCGCACGCAUCAUGGCCCUCUGGAAGUACUAUCAUGCGCCCAUGCAGAUCUUGUACCGAUUCCAGUACGAAGAGGGGCCCUUGUUGCUGAAUGCAACUGGCCUAUUGCCUACGCCCCUGCCACCUCCUGAACUCCUUGCCGAGUACUACGCCAAAGAGGCCACUAGGAAGAAGAGGAGUGACGAGGAUGAUGAGCGCUUGGACCUCGGCCCGUUGCGAGAGUUUGGUCUCCGGAUUUGCUAUGGCAAAGAGUGGUACCGUUUCCCCGGUCACUACCUCGUGCCCGACGGUGUCCGGGUCGAUUGGAUCAAGAGCGAGUUCGACGGCAUGCUUCCCGCGCACUUCACGGAGACGGUCGCAGAAGCUGGUCUACCUGCACGCGUCGCGGGCACAUCGGCUGUGCCUGAAGGCCUGAACGACCGUAACUUGGAGGAGCCGGCGUUCUAUGUUCCUGUAUCGGAAUGUGAUUAUCUCAUCGACCUUGACUUCCCAGAGCACCCAUCCUUGUCCCUCAACGAGCCUCGCUACGCCAUCGAUGCUCAACAUUGGUCGCGUCAGCACUGCGAGCCGUUUCUCGAUGCGCGCCAUUCGCCUUUGAUCACGCGUAUGCUCUGGUUACCUGGCAAGAACUGGGCAUCUUCGAACUCGUACGGGGACUAUUGCUUACUACGGAACACCGCGUUAGUCGACGAAAAGAUUUCGCGGGUGAGGGCGGAGGUAAAGGAACGCAAGGAGAGGGUUUCCGUUCUGUAA
Molecule: messenger RNA, 2106 nt
Organism: Peniophora sp. CBMAI 1063
Lineage: Eukaryota; Fungi; Basidiomycota; Agaricomycetes; Russulales; Peniophoraceae
Source: the annotation of a GenBank genome assembly